Pristis pectinata (smalltooth sawfish) is the source of this 9451-nucleotide messenger RNA. Its product is annotated as host cell factor 1-like. The transcript has 26 exons. Gene Ontology annotation, cellular component: histone methyltransferase complex. Gene Ontology annotation, biological process: regulation of DNA-templated transcription; chromatin remodeling. Gene Ontology annotation, molecular function: transcription coactivator activity; protein binding. The coding region runs from base 704 to 5509 and encodes 1601 amino acids. The record is from RefSeq and is a predicted model, not a curated record. NCBI's taxonomy places the organism in Eukaryota, Metazoa, Chordata, Chondrichthyes, Rhinopristiformes, Pristidae.
CGGGGAGGAGGGGGGGGGUCCUCGCACUUGCAUAGGUGGUCGAGGCAUUCCCUGUUUUGCGCGGAAUGUUUCCCGCCGGGCGUGGGCCGGGGGCAGAGCUGCCUCCGCGGCGCGGAGCCGGUCACAUUUACAACGUUUCCCAGUUUAAGGCCAACAAACGGCGGGCGGUUUCGUUCCCUUUCAUUGUCCGUCUCGGUCCGGGCGCUUGUGGGUGUCCGCGGAGGAUGCCUGUCCCCAGCUCUCUCCUCCACCCCCGCUGGUUCUCAGUGGGGAGCGGGCGGGGAGAGGGUGAACCCGCCGCCCGACCGUCCGACCGUGUUUUGGGGGGGAAGGAAGAAGUGAACCGAUGACUUUAUUCGGCGGAGGGAGAUCCGCCGGUGGGCCUGAGGCGGGGCAUCCGGGUACUCCGGGGGGAACGGGAGACCCCGCCCUCUUGUAGCUGUCCGGACUGUUUGCCUGAUCCGAGCCUCGAGUUAGAGGCGGUCUCAAAUAACAGGAGUUGUCUGUACCCAGCGGAAAGAUAACAGGUUGGGAAGAGCGACUGUGUGAGGUGUGAGAAGGUGGCGGUCGGUUGGGCGGGCAGCGGGUUGGCGUGGGCAGGGGUGACGGGCGGCGCUGCGGGCGGCCCGCCGGGGGCCUGGCGCGGGGGUCGGGCGCCGCCUCCCCCCCGGGUCCUGCGGCUGCGGCGGGCGGCGGGGAGAAGAUGGCGGCUCCCAGCCCGCGGUGGCGGCGCGUCACCGACAGCAGCGGCCCGGUCCCGCGGCCCCGCCACGGACACCGCGCCGUCUCCAUCCGCGAGCUCAUGGUCGUCUUCGGCGGCGGCAACGAGGGCAUCGUGGACGAGCUGCACGUCUACAACUCGGCAACCAACCAGUGGUUCAUCCCAGCAGUGAGGGGGGAUAUUCCUGCAGGAUGUGCAGCGUAUGGAUUUGUGUGCGAUGGGACUCGUCUGUUGGUGUUUGGUGGCAUGGUGGAGUAUGGGAAGUACAGUAAUGAGUUGUAUGAACUACAGGCAAGCAGAUGGGAAUGGAAAAAAUUGAAAGCCAGGGCCCCCAAGAAUGGCCCCCCACCGUGUGCCCGACUUGGGCACUGCUUUUCAGUAAUUGACAAUAAAUGUUAUUUAUUUGGGGGAUUAGCCAAUGACAGUGAAGAUCCAAAAAACAAUAUUCCACGGUAUUUAAAUGACUUGUAUAUAUUGGAGCUUAAGCCAGGGUCUGGAGUUGUAGGAUGGGACAUACCAGUCACGUAUGGAACUCCGCCCCCACCUAGAGAGUCUCACACAGCAGUUGUGUAUCGUGGCAAAGACAAUAAACCAAAACUUGUCAUCUAUGGUGGAAUGAGUGGCUGUCGACUUGGAGACCUGUGGAUUCUGGAUGUUGAGAAUUUAACGUGGAAUAAGCCAGAAGUUGCCGGAGUUCCACCUUUGCCCAGAAGCUUGCACUCUGCCACAAUGAUUGGGAGCAAAAUGUAUGUUUUUGGUGGCUGGGUCCCCCUUGUGCUUGAAGAUGUCAAAGCUCCCACACACGAGAAAGAAUGGAAGUGCACAAAUACCCUGGCGUGUCUGGAUCUUGAAACAAUGACUUGGACUCAGAUCUCAACUGAAUCGUUUGAGGACAGCAUUCCUCGUGCCAGAGCAGGUCACUGCUCUGUCUCCAUAAGCACACGUCUGUAUGUGUGGAGUGGUCGAGAUGGCUAUCGAAAAGCUUGGAACAAUCAAGUCUGUUGUAAAGACUUGUGGUAUCUUGAAACGGAAAAGCCUCCUGCUCCUGGCAAAGUCCAGCUGGUUCGAGCAAGCACCAACUCUCUGGAGGUCAGCUGGGGAUCAGUAUCUACAGCCGACAGUUACUUGCUUCAGCUCCAGAAGUACGACGUGCCAGCAGCCACUGCUGCCAUGACCCCUCUGACAAACUCUGGCGUUUCGGGCGUUCGACCGCCCAGCAGUCCUGCUCCCGCAGCAGCCGCACCAGCGUCAUCACCCUCGCCAGCACCACCGGGAAUCCGCUUUGUUACGCAGACAGCCGCCACAGUGGGGACACAGGCUGCACCCCUCACCCCUGCCGCAACGUCACCAGCUGUACUCAGGAUUCCUGCUGCUGUGGCCUCUCCGCGCACGCCAGGGACAACAAUGAUCAGAACAGCAGCAGGCCAGGCAGUGGUUGCAUCAGUAGCUUCAACCGCACCCCUCAUCACUGUACAACGGCAAGUUGCACCUCAGGGUAAAGCACCCAUCACUGUAGCAACCCUUCCACCGGGUAUUCGUAUGGUGAGACCAGCACAGACCACAGCAGGGACUCCACUUACCUCCAGCCCGCAGAUGAGUGGAAUGGCAGCUCUUGCUGCUGCAGCCGCUGCCACUCAGAAGAUUCCUUCAAGCACAGCAGUUACCUCAAUUGGAAUUCACCCAGGCACAACCAUGGUAAAAACAAUGACAGUCACCCCUGGAGCCAAUACUUUGCCAGCCACUGUGAAAGUAGCCACUCCAUCAGUCAUGGUCAACGCACCAGCAACCUCGAUGUUGAAGACAGCCGCUGCUCAGUUAGUGACUCCGACUCAUACUGCCACCACCACCGCUCCGACUAGGCCCAUUAUUACAGUGCACAAAUCGGGUGCGGUCACUGUGACCCAGCAGACUCAGGUGGUGACCACUGUGGUGGGAGGGGUCACCAAAACAAUUACAUUGGUAAAGAGCCCCAUCUCCAUGGCAGGUGGAAGCACACUGAUUUCCAACCUGGGCAAAGUGUUAACCCUACAAGCUAAACCAGGGCAACAGGCCACCAUCUCAGGCGCAGGGUCCACUGGGCCACUUACACAGAUCUUCCAGACUAAAGGUCAACUGCCCCCAGGGGCCACCAUAUUAAAGCUCGUUACUUCUGCAGAUGGGAAGCCUGCCACCAUCAUCACCACUUCCCAAGCAGGAAAUGUGGGCCUUAAGCAGACACUCGUGAGCCUUGGCAACAUAUCACCUGCCUCUUCUAAACCAACAACCACCAUUCUCAAAACUAUCCCUAUGUCUGCACUUAUUUCACAGCCUAGUGCUACAGGUGUCACGGGGAGUGCUGGCAUGAAAUCGCCAAUUACAAUCAUCACCACAAAAGUAAUGACAUCUGGAACUGGAACACCAACAAAAUUCAUUACUGCUGUGCCUAAACUGCAGGCAGGGCAACAAGGACUGACCCAGGUAUUGCUGAAGGGCACCGCAGGACAGCCUGGCACUAUACUACGAACAAUCUCUGGGACACCAGUGAGUGGUGUCAGGUUGAUCACCCCAGUCACUGUAUCUACCACAAAACCAGCACUCACUACUUUGGUAGUGAAAGGCACCACAGAUGUCAAUACAUUGGGCACAAUGGGCACCACACUGGCAGGAGUGUCUACUGUAUCGCCCACACUCAACACUCCCAUUGCAACCCUUGGCGCCAUCACCAACCUUACCGGCCAGGUAAUCAGUGCAUCCCCCAAUACCUCUCAGAAACUCACUGCAGUAACUGGAAGCACUUCCACAGCUCCCAUCAUCGCUCUUCAGCCUGCUUCUGAGCCAAACCGGGUGACGAUCGUCGCUGCCCCCAGUGGCAUGGUGACACAACAAGCCCAACAGCUCGUCAAUUCAGGGUCCACUUUGAUUGCAGCUUCUCGGGCUUCCACCGUGACAUCAGACACUCAGACCCAGCAGCUUGAGUUGAUAGAAGUACCGGUUAGGUGUUCGAACCCUCCACAUGAGACGAUGGAAACUAACACCACCAAUACCUCUACAACCACCACAGCGAAUAUCGCAGCAAACCAGGUCCAGCCUCCCGCCCUGAAUGCUCAAGGUCUCCCUGAAAGUGUGCACGGUGAAACUGCAACAGCAGGGACGACUAACACUGCAACCACUGCAUCUACAGCUCAGAGUGGGGCAGUCACCAUGGUAACGCAGUCCACACCUGCGCCUGGCCCCUCCACACAGGCGGUCCCAUUGACUGAAGCUCAACCUAAUAAUGAUGAGCAAGGUUCCGUGGUGACGAUGGGUCACACGAUUUUACAGAUUCUUCCUGCCAGCUCUUCAGGAGCAACAGCCAACAUCACAUUAGCUCCUCAGACAGCACCAGAAGGAGUUCAGAUGCCCAGUACCCCAGCAGUGCAAUCACUGCAGCCCCAGUCCUCUGUCGGCCUCCAGCAGGACCAGCUCCUUCCUCCCCGUGAGCUGCUGGCUGACAGCCGGCCUGAGACCCUGGCUGACUUGGGGCUGUCCCCCGAAGAGCUGGCUGUAGCAGCGGCUGCAGAGGAAGCAGCUCGCUUGGCAUUACUGGAUGAAGAAGCCAGGGCAACGACGACGGCACCAGCGGUGGCUCUGGCAUCUAAUGAGGCUACAGCAAGGGAAGAGCCAAUGGAAACCUCAUCAGCAGAUUUGGCAACAAUGCAGCCAGCACAGCUUUCUCACCAGGCUCUGCAGACACUGGUGUCCCUGCAGUCUAUUGUACCGUUAGCUGAACUUGCACAGCAGGACAUAGAAAGAGCAGGCCAGCAACAGGCUUCAGAGAGCAACCAACCCUCCCGGCUAGCAGAGGCUCUAGCACCAGCAGAUAGUCUCAAUGAUUCUACCUCGGAGACCAAUGGGCCUCAGGAACUGGCCAACACUGUCUCAAGUGUUCAGCUGCCCAUUCUGAGAACCACGGGUCUAACGCCAUAUACUUCUCUACUGACACCGUCAACCAACCCAGUCUCCAGUCCAGUGAAACUACAGGCAGCCACUGCUUUAGCUCAAGUAGCCAAUGGAAUAGGACUUCCUGCAUCGAAACAAGAUGCGUCUCCUGCGCAGCCGCAGCCAAAGCCAACAGUCAGGAAGGAAGCCAAUCAGUGGUUCGAUGUUGGUGUAUUUAAAACUACGAGCACGGUGGUGGUUUCCUAUUUCUUGCCUGCAGAGGGUUCCCAAGGGGAAGAGGAUGGAAGUGGAGACAAUAUCCCAGACCACAGCAACCUGAAGACUGUCAAGCUGCAGUCGGGUACUGCCUAUAAGUUCCGGGUGGCCGGAAUAAAUGCUUGUGGGCGGGGUCCUUUCAGUGAAAUUUCAGCCUUCAAGACCUGUAUGCCAGGAUUCCCAGGUGCACCAUCUGCCAUCAAGAUAAGCAAGGUUGCUGAAGGUGCACAGCUCUCCUGGGAGCCUCCUGCCGUCACCUCUGGAGUCAUUAUUGAAUAUUCUGUGUAUUUGGCACUGCCAGGGUCACAGGCAGCAGAUCCCAAGCCUGUGGGGACUUCGCAUCUGCUCUUUGUCCGUGUUUACUGUGGGCCAAUUCCCAGUUGUUUGGUGUCUUCAACCAACUUGGCAAACGCACACAUUGAUACGACCACGAAGCCUGCAAUAAUCUUUAGGAUAGCAGCCAAGAACGAGAAGGGCUACGGACCAGCCACCCAGGUCAGGUGGCUACAAGAUGCCAGUAAAGAUGGGGCAAGACCUGCAGUCAAGCGUUCUGUCACAUCCCCUGAUAACAAGCUCUUAAACCUGAACAAGAAGCCCAGGCCAGAUGGAUCUUAAUUCCCUUGUGCGCUGUGAACUGUCGCCUUUUUGUUUCAUAUGCCUGAGAACUUGCUUGGUUUAAGAUCCACUUCGAUAUGCUGGCACACCUUCUAUUUGGAGGGUUUUGUUUCAGAAGAACACAGUCCUCGCUUUUGUUACUGUUCAUUUAAAAUGAGGACAGAAUCUCAGUGGAAACCUGCAGUGAACUGAUGGUGUUACUUGAAGGAAAGGCACCCUGUUGCGUGGAACUUCAUUCAUUUGCCAAAUUAUCCAUUGUCAAUUUAUACAGAUUUUCUCAUCAGAGUAAAGCUAUUUUGUUUUUCUAGUCCCUUUUCUUUCCUAUCCAUAUGACGCUUACUCAUUUUACUUUGACGAAAUGCUCAUCAAGGCCAGAAUACAGACCCAAUAUUAUCAGCCAUGUACCAUUCUCUAAAAGGGAAGUGGCACUUGGGAUUCCAGACGUCUUCCAGUCCUUGCCAGCUUGUUUCCUUCUCAGGGUAACUGGGAUCAUUUGGGGGAAUUCUGUGCUGAUUCCCAAGUUGAAUACUUCUGUGAAAAGCACUUCUUUCACACCACCCCAUCUCCAGCCUGUUCUGGUUGAGCAGGAGAUAACUGAAGCAAUUCUUGGAGCCUUUGUAAACGCUUAACAGAACAUGUGCACCCACGUGCUGUAUCUUUUCGGAGGGAAUUCUGAAUAUAUAGUUCCUGUUUUAUUGCCACAACGCAAGACUUUGUGCACACUAUCACUGUACCAUUUUAUCAAAGAUCCCCUUGUUACCUACUAGUCAGGAAAAGCACUCACCUGUGCAACUGGUUUAAAACGUCCUGAGGUUUUGUAUUAAGAUGGCAGCAGGGGGGAGAAGGAGUGGAAAUUAAUUCCUUAAUUGUGGAGCUGGAUUGCAGAAAGUGAGCAUAGAGGAGGAGGCAAGAUUUUUGUCUUGAUUAUGAGCUGUACAGGUCUGUCUGAGGCAGGUCUGUUUUCAUCCAGUCACAGGUUGGGGGCAUUAUUGUUAAGGCCAGCAAUCAUUGCCCACCCUCAGUUGCCCUUGGUGAGCUGCUGCCUUGAACCAUCUGAUGUGAAGCUGCUCCUACAGGUCUGUAGGGUAGGGAGUUCCAGGGCUGAGACCCAAGAGUGAAGGACCAGCAGUAUAUUUCCAGGGGAGGAUGGUGUGUGGCUUGAGGUGUUUCCUUGUGCCUGUGGAGUGAAUGACUGGAUGUGGUGAGAAGUUUGUAGUUACCCUAGGCAGCCAAAUUCUGGAUGAUAAGGGGCUGUGUGGAUGCUGGAAGUGGUUAAUCAGGAAGUGGAAAUGUUUCCCAGAUUUGGGAAGUUGGCAGGAGGGAUGCUGAUUACAAAUAAAAUGCUUCUGCUUUGGGUCCUGAUAGUGACUGUUUACCCGUCCUUAAGAGCAGGAGAAAAGAUGUAAAUCUGAAGAUCAUUUCACCAUCUCGAUAUGUUGCAAAGUGCACGGGUGUAUUCACUCUGCACACAGUCCCUCGAGUUCAGCGUACUGAGUUUACACUGAAUUAUUGAACACUGCCUCCUUGCCCAGUUGUCGCUGGAUGAGAAUGUGAACGGCAGUGCACAGAAGGAGGAUCGGCAUCUGUGGGAAGAAACAUCCCCAAAAUAUGACACUCACCACGUAAACAGCGUCAGUGUGUGAGCCACUGAAACGCAGGGCUGAGUCGUUUGGAAGCAGCACUGCCUGCCUGGGUAGGUGUUUCCAACUGAUUGGUGUUCAGCAUUGUAUUUAUCAUGUCAGGACGUGAUUUGAACACACAGCCCCUGUUUUGGAAACAGCUCAUGUUGGUGUGAGUUAAACACACAAGAUCAAGCAGAAAAAUUAACAAGGAAAGUUCCCCGAGUGGUUGAGUAAUCACAUGGGCUGCACGCUCUGAGCUGAACCAAGUGUGCCAAUCUCCUACUGAGGUGCAAACCAUUACACAGGAAACGAUGAGGACAUAAUUUCCUCUCUAAAGUGUUUUGUGAAGGUUUAGAUUUUUCCUAUGUAAUAGUCAGAAGUAUUCUGAACCUCCUCAAAUCAUUAGAUUGGUCGCAUUGUCAGUGGGGUGCCUCUAAUGGUCCUACCUGUAACAGGUGUAGUGGGAGGAGGAUUCAGUUUGAGGGGUGCCUUUAUCCUUGUGCCUUUGCUGAUGGGGCAACCAGAAGCCAUCAUUCAGCCCAAUGUAAGAAUGGCCACUCCGACAAGAGACAACUGAAAUUACUUUGGAGUUACAGAAGAGAGAAUAUUUGGGCAAUAGGUUUUUUUUUUGAAAAGCUAGUUCUCUGCUCAGUGUGCUAGAUGUUGUGUAUUUCCUGCUCCACACUGCCUGUGGUGACAUCAGUAACUUGUGUUCCUUUCCUCAAAGAUGGCACUUAAUCAUUGGAGUCUGCAGAGUCUUCUGAUCAAUGUCUUGCAGCACUCUCCUUGGAUUUCUUUGACAUGUGUAUUGACCUGCCAGUGCAAUUCUUGUUUUCUUUAAUGACUAGGACCCAAGUGUACCACUACUUUUGCCAGUGCUGCAUUGUGACAGGCCAGUAUUAACCAAUACUGUACCCCAGUGUUAUACAGUUACAGAACGGUUUAUCAGUGUUAUACUAUGACAGACACGUAUCCAUCAUUACUUUCCCCUAGUGUGAUAGGUAUAUACACUCCAAGUUUGCAAGAACAAUAUUAAUAAUGGAACCAGGUUAUGUUGAGAUUUGUGGAGGCACGAUUUGAAAACCUGGAGCAAAAUCUUUGACACAGUUUAGAAUUUACUCUCUGGCAAAUAUCUCAGUCUAUUCAAAAGUGACGUUUGAGAUCUGUAGGUUCCUGUGAAAACAAAACAGCCUGUUUUUUAAUCUCUUGUGAAAGAAACCACUCCUCAGACAAAGCCCUGAGAAAUGAUGUUACCCUCCUGUCAAAUUACACUUGCACAGCUCAGAGCCGCCUGGGCUGCUGCUGGUUGAAAGGUCAGAGCCAGGAGUUUGUAUUUCUAGGUGGGAGUACUGAUGUCGGUGACCAUGGAUUCUGUUCAGCAGUUGGAACGAGCAGCAGCCUGACGUCGCAGUCCAGAAUUGGUCGCACCAAAUCACUGUCCAAAGAGACCGAUCAAACAGCACCUCCAAUGCAGACGGUCUAACAAUCGCCCUGCUUUUGUGUGCCUGGUUGUGGCAAAACUAAGGUUUUAUUUUAAAAUGUAAUAACUGAGCCUGUUUUUUUUUAAAGAUUAUAUAUAGUUUUACAGAAAGACCUGAGAGGAGGUAAUGUGCAAAUGUUUCUGCAUUUUUUCUAAACCUCUUUGCAAAGACUACGGGAUGUGUCUAUCUGGAUUUCAUAACUUUAGAAUCUGUACAUAUAAUUAAAGCUUUUUUUCCUCCCCCAUUUCCUGGAUCAAUCCUGUCUGUCAGAGAUUGAAAGAGCACCCUAGCUCCCAAACCAGAAGCCUUUUGCUUUAAGCUCUUGGAACAUAGCCCAUGGUUUGUUGUUUAGUCCAAUGGGCAGGUCAGUGGCAAAGUCGGAAGGUUUUUGGUCAUCAGGGGAAGAGCUGUUGUCUCUGUACAGGGUCUGUGCUUAAAUGAUGAAAAGCAAAAAAGGCCAGAGUUUGGCUCCAAUGGUUUUGUAAUAUUAUUGUACAGCUUAGAUAGGAAGUGUGCUAGUGUUAUUUUUUAUUUUUUAAAAAAAAGUUUUGUAUAGUUUUUACAUGUUUAAAAUGAGCAGGGUGGGCGGGGGAGGGUUGGGAAAACACGGGUAGUUUAGAAUUUACUCUCUGGAAAAUAACUCCAUCUAUUCUUUUGCCCCAAGUGCUGUAUGUAACUGUUUCCCCCACGCUGUGAAGUUGGUACCAUUUAUAUGUACAUCUCUGCUGCUUUCACCAGUUGUAAUGAAUUUAUAUUUUUUUGGAUUAAAGGAAAAACACAAAAAAAACAUUGUCCAUUGUAGAAAAGUCAAAUUAUAAAUCAUUUUGCUAUCUUUUGUG